AUGGGCUAUGCAAACGUUCAGUAUACUAUUCUCUAUGAUCAAUAUCGGGAUUUAUCAUUUCAAUCAUUUCCUUUCAUUGGACAUCCGUUACAAAUUGAUUGGAUAUCAUUACCUAUUCUUCACAGUUUUACGAAUGGAUUUUUUUCUGGAAUCUUUUGGAAUUUAUUGGAAUUCAAUGCCACUCAGACUAUUUUGAAAAUGGCAACGGAUCUGAUGGUACCAUUGGCUCCUGUUGCGAAUCUCACGGAUACACAUGAUGUUGGCUUUGUCAUUAUGUCUAGUUUUGGUCAUGCAUAUCGUUUAUUAAAAUUACCAGAGUAUUUACAGAUAGUUAUUACUGCUGCUUCUUCAUUAUCGACUCGAUAUUCACCGGAAGUUCGAUGUAUACGUUCUUGGGAUAGUAAAGAAGGUUUUCUAGUUAUCAUUGAUAAUAUGAUGAAUUUGGAAUUACUCUUUGAAGCAAGUUAUCAAACAAAUAAUCAAACAUGGUAUAACCUAGCAUGGCAACAUGCUAAUAGAACCAUGUAUGAACAUUUUCGACCUGAUAAUAGUACGUAUCAUGUAGUUGAAUAUAAUGAAACUGAUGGAACUGUUAUUCGAAAGUACACGGCUCAAGGUUAUGCUGAUUGGUCAACCUGGUCUCGUGGUCAAGCGUGGGCUGUACAUGGAUUUACUAUUGCUUAUCGUUACACUAAGUAUCAGCCAUUUCUAGAUAAAGCCAUCGGUGCAGCAAAUUACUUUCUGUCUCAUCUUCCAAGUAGUACAGAUUCGAUAACUUAUUGGGAUUUCGACGCUCCGCACAAUUCAACAAUUGCCUAUCAACCACGAGAUACUUCAGCUGCAGCUAUUUUCGCUAGUGGUUUGGUUGAAUUAUCUCAAUAUGUCACAGUAGAAGAAACUAAAGAUUAUUUCUUGACGAAUGCUAAAUCUAUAGUAGAUCAAUUAGCAAGUCCAGCUUAUUUAAUAUUAGACAAUAAAGAUUAUAUUUUGCGUGCAAUAAUUGCCAAUGGAACACAGGGACCCUACCCCGAUAAACCUUAUGAUUUAGCUACUGUAUUUGGUGAUUAUUAUUUAACACAAGCUGUCUUACGUUUAUCGAAACUCUGA
Molecule: messenger RNA, 1107 nt
Organism: Rotaria socialis
Lineage: Eukaryota; Metazoa; Rotifera; Eurotatoria; Philodinida; Philodinidae
Source: the annotation of a GenBank genome assembly